AGGGGGAGUAUGUUGAACUGUAUCCUGAGUUGCAGUCCUGUGCCUGCAUUCCUCUCAUCUAGGAUUAGCUUGAAAGGCGGAAAAAAAAUCAUAAAUAAUAACAGACGCAGAUUGGAAUACGGCGCUGAAGCAUCUGUUUUCAAUCAGGACUAACGUUUUAAAGGACGUGAUAUCCCUGGGUGAUCGUAGAACUGGAUCUGUUUGCUUUACGGGAGCCGUGUAAAAUAAAGGGCACACAAAUGAGAGGAAAAGUACAUAGAUACGUCGUUUUUAAUUCGCGUUCAACCGGAAAACGAGCGCUGGUGAGCGAUAACAAGAAGCUAAACGAUAUCGUCUUCUUUUAAGAGCAACAAAGGUAUCUGGCUCUAAUACAUUAAUAUUUUAGGUGAGUUAGCUUCGUCAAAAUAAAAAAAACAAGACAUUAGGCUUUAAAAAUGAACGCAAUCCGUCUCUGGUAAGUGCGGCCAGGUAAACAUCAGGCGAAACAUGGACAGAAAUUAUUCUCUAAUGUUUAACCAACACAGAUAGCGAGAGAAUAGCUCUGAUAAUUAUAAAAUCGCAGCUCUUUGUGGUUUAAUGCUACGAGAGCAUGUUGGUGUGCAUGUAUACGCGCCAAUUGUACGUUCAUUCAAUGUCGUGUCAUUAUAAUAGAUAAAAUAGUCUUUCUAUCUUCACCGGCUUCCUUUCUUAUAGUUGUAGGGGACAGAAAUGUUAUCGCUAUAGUGUUACACGAGCAGCACCGAGACUCAGGUCUACUUUAUUGUAAUUCCAGCAGUGCAAAUGUCAUGUGCCCUGGGCACAAAUCAAACGCGUGAUCGACUGCUUGGGUGAACGACUAGCGCUCUACAGCUGCUUACGAAAGGACGUUUCACAGCGCAACUUGUGGCGUCACCCUUUUCCUGUUUAAAACUGUUUAAACGACGAUACGAUUUUUACAUUUGGAUUUAACUGAUCUAAUCUUGACUGACUCUGGACGUUAGACGAGGUCGUAGCCUUUAACUAGUUAGUUCGAGUUAUCUUUCAGCGGAUUGUCAGGCGUCUGUCAUUGAACGCGUGCUCCGUCUGGCUCUGGGUUUGGAAAUAGACUGACAGUUGGUUUGACCGAUGCUUUUCAAACCUAUUCGAGCUUCUGCGCGGAUUUGUUUUGACCGUUAAAAGCAUUAUUUACGGGAUCUCUGAAGAGUCGUGUAUUAUAAGGUAGCCUAUUUUCAGGUAAAGUAACAACUUUUUGGAUAUUGUUAAGCUUAAAUCAGACAAAGACGAAAAUAAAUGUGCCACUAUUUGGGUCACAAACUACUUUGCAUAAAUUAAAUUAUUAUUACUGUUGUAAUAAGCAAUUCAUUACUGCGUAUUAUGUUUUUGUUUAGUUGUCAGACUAUCAAAAGAUAUAAAAAAUCGUAAGUAAAGUUCGUAAAACGAACACAACGGUUAAACUGAUUUUUCGUAAUAGCAUUUUAAAUUAGUUAAUUGAUUUUCUAUCAUGUUUUGCUCGCCCUAAAAUGUUACCAUGAUCAGUUAGUGCUCUUUUUUUAUGGUUAUCAUUUGUGGAUAGAUUGUCGAAGUUUCUCUCGUUAAAAAGGAACCCUAGACCUCUUGGAUUCCUUCUUUCACGCCCGCCUGUGGUAUUUGAUUGCUGACUAACUUCGCCAGGAGCACAAACGCUCCCUUGGCAUGUUUGGGUCUGAUCAGCAGCUGUUUCUCUGAGUCUUCUGUGCUCGACUGACCUAACACCUGGAUCUAAAUGAAAGAGUCACGAGAAUGAGUGAAACCUUGUUGGGACGGUGCUAGAACUUGAUGUGUAUCUUCCGCGAGCGGAUCAACUUAAAACUGUAUGUCUGAUCAACUGGUUGAGAUGGCUGAGAACUGGCGGAACUGCUUUGAGGAGGAACUCAUUUGUCCCAUUUGUUUGCAUGUGUUCGUGGAGCCCGUGCAGCUGCCGUGCAAACACAACUUCUGCCGGAGCUGCAUCAGCGAGGCCUGGGCCAAAGACACGGCCAACGUGCGCUGCCCGGAGUGCAACCACGCGUACAAUCAGAAACCCAACCUGGAGAAAAACAUCAAACUGACUAACAUUGUAGAGAAGUUCAAUGCGCUGAACGUCGAGAAAACUCCGGCCGUGUUGCAUUGCAUUCUGUGCAGACGAGGGCCUCCUCUGCAAGCGCAGAAAGUGUGUCUUCGUUGUAAUGCACCGUGUUGCCAGUCUCACAUCCAGACGCAUCUCCAGCAGCCCUGUCCCGCUCCCGGACACCUUCUGGUGGGGGUUGAGGAGGUGCGGGCCUGGAGCUGCCUGCACCACGAUGAGUACAGACUCUAUCACUGCGAUGCGGAACAGGUGGCGGUCUGCCAGUACUGCUGCUUCUCCAGAUGUGCGUCCAACCACAGCCACGCGGUGUGCGACGUGGAAGUGCGACGCAAUGACAUCAGGCAUAUGUUAAUGAAGCAGCAGGAUCGCAUUGACGAUCGAGUGAAAGACAUCGAGGAGCAGCUGUAUAAGUUAGAGUCUGACAAACUGCUGGUGGAGGAUAAGGUACAGCAGCUGAAGGAGGAGGUGCGUGUACAGUAUCGCAAAAUGCACCAGCUCUUAGAAGAUGACCUGGGGAGAACUCUAGAGGUGCUGGAUAAAGCACACUCCAAAUACUGCCAGGAGAACUCGACCCAAACCCUCCAGCUCAAUGAACGCCAUCAGGAGGCCAAGAAACUGCUCAGCUCUGUCCAAGUUGUGUUUGACAAGGCAGAGGAUAUUAACUUUAUGAAGAACACGAAACCAGUAAAAAUGCUCAUGGACAGAUCACAGUCAUGCACGGGCAGUGUUCUGCCUCCUUACAAAGUGGGUCAUCUUAAUUCCAAAAUAUUCUUGUCUGAAGUUUCAAAAAAGGAAAAGAACUUGAGAAAAGUACUGGAAGCACCAUUCAGUACUCCUGCACACUUCCUCCAGAGUGUUUCUGUCCACCCCUCCAGUGUGAAUACCUCCGGGGGUGAGAAACGCAAACACUCCAUGGCCUUCCCUGAAAGCAGCACCAGCCUGCUGGAGUCAUCGUCAGGCCCCAUGAGCAAACAGCAGUUCCUGGGUCAAGGUUCCAACUCCACCGACGGGCCGGCGUCGCAGCCACCCAUGGCCCCCUGUAGCUCCACCCAGCACAUUGUAGGCCUCAGCAGUAGCAGCAGUGCCCAGUCUGUCCAUCAUUCCAGCUCCGUUUUUACUCCAGCCGACUACCCCAACCCCAGCUCGUCCCAGCAGGCCAUGCUGCCGCAGUACGGCGGCCGUAAGAUUCUCAUGUGUACGAUGGACAACUGCUACUGCUCUAGUGUCCCCUCCAUAUCUAACCACCGUGGUCAUCCUCCCUACCCACGCUCUGGAUCUUUCCCUUGGACACAGGACUACACCCACCCCCUGCCCUCCACACCUUCAAUGUCCCAGCCUCUCCAGGGGCUCUCCAUGCAUGACUGGAUCGACGCCUCACAGAGCCAUAGGCACCCUGAUUUCUAUGGACUCUACGGGCAAUCUUCCACUAAACCAUACGUCACCAGUUAACUUCCACUGCAACUUUGGUUUAUCUCCAAUAACUCGCCCAAUUGCUUAAGUUUCAGUCACAUUUGCAAAAUGUAAGUGAAAUUUUGCAUGCAAAAACAAGUCCAUUCUCAAUAGCAUAGAGAUUUUUGAAAAUGAAAAUGAAAAUGAGCAAAACUUUUUUUGAGGAAAUUUUUUGAAUGACUGGAUUUUGCCUGCGAAAUUUUCCCAAACAACGGUAAAUGUGACAAUAACUUUAGACCUUUUUUGCCCGCCUGUCUUUCAAAAUUAGGCUUGUUAACAUCCCAAUCUAAAGGACAGCACUUUUUAGCAUGCAAUGCUCAAAGCUCUCGGCUUCAAAACACCAAUCUCUUCCAGCUUAAACCUUUUCUGUCCCUGCGUAAAACAUGACAAGCGAAUCUUUCUUAGAGAAAUGUGGAGGCGGGACCCAGCUGAGUUUUUAAAAUUACAAACAGAUUCUGGAUAAUUGCAGAGGGUUCUGACCCGGAGCAGAUAAUGAUCGCUUGUAAAAGAGUUAGUUUUAACUCUUUUCACUUCCCUCUUCCUGCCUUUAGGGCAUCUGGAAUCUGGUUGGUUUUUAUGACGUGGUAAAGUUUCCUUUUAACAUUGUUAUUAAACUUCUACAGUUUUAUUAAUAGAAGAUGGGGAAUAGUGUUAUAUAAUUAAAGAGGGGUAGAGUGCGUUUAUUAUUUAUCAUAUUUCACCUCUAUCGAACUUAAGUUUCUGCCGAACUGCUCCACAGGUAAUCAUGUGACUGGGAACUCUGAUUAUGGUUUUAUGUGUUACUUACAUUCCUUAGAGGCCAGAGGAUCUUGUUUUUCUGUUAUGUUUACAAUUAUGUAUUAAUAUUAAUUCAUUAUGUUUCGGUAGGUUGGAAAAGAUCAGUAUAAAAACUCAAUGCAGAUUCAUAGGAAGCUUCAAAGAUUUUUCACCGAGCAUGUAAUGAGCUAGUGCUUCUGGAUUCUGCUUCCUGUCAGAUAAUGUUACUUCCUGCAUUCAAGCACAUGUGAAGCACGUUCAGGAUGAUUGGUGCCUACACUCACCUCUCAGUCUUAUAAUGGUGUAGAUAUGCUUCCUGUUUUAGUCGGUGACGGUAAAGCCCAACGGGGUCUGUGGUCACCGUGAAACACUGAUUGUCAUGAACAUGCUGGAAAAACUUCCUGUUCGUGAUUGUAGUCAUGCAGGAAAGCCUAUCUGUGCACUCAGAACUCCAAGGGACUCGACUGAGUGAGACUAGAGGACAGUUGGGUACAUUUUUUCACACAUUUUAUACAAGAAAACUGAAAGGACUGCAUACAUUUGGAGAUCGAAAUAAAUGUGCUUCAAAAAUGUAUUAAAUGCUGGUUUAAACAAAA
Carassius gibelio (silver crucian carp) is the source of this 4884-nucleotide messenger RNA. RefSeq names its product tripartite motif containing 8a (gene trim8a). NCBI's taxonomy places the organism in Eukaryota, Metazoa, Chordata, Actinopteri, Cypriniformes, Cyprinidae. The record is from RefSeq and is a predicted model, not a curated record. Bases 1832 to 3532 code for a protein of 566 amino acids. The transcript is spliced from 6 exons.